Messenger RNA from Nicotiana attenuata, 1386 nucleotides. RefSeq lists its product as uncharacterized. The transcript has 4 exons. The coding region runs from base 1 to 1386 and encodes 461 amino acids. The record is from RefSeq and is a predicted model, not a curated record. NCBI's taxonomy places the organism in Eukaryota, Viridiplantae, Streptophyta, Magnoliopsida, Solanales, Solanaceae.
AUGGCAAGUUUAACAGUGUUGUUGCGUCAUUCUGGCAAGUGGAACGAUGAGGGCAAUUACAUCGAUUUUUCAAUUGAGGGAAUACUGAUAAAGGAGUAUGCCUCCUUUAAUGAUCUGGUUGCUUCAAUUUCUAAUCAACUGGGUAUAUAUUUGAGCUCAAAGUCCAUUAAAAUUCAAUACAAAGUAGAAGGAAAUUGCACGCCAAUGGAAAUAUACAAUGAUAUGGGUAACAGAGUGCAUGUAGAAUUGAAAAAAGAGAAUAGAGAAUUUGGGAUGUAUCCUUUGUGCAUAACAACUAUUGAAAAAGAACUUGUAUCCGGAGGUAGUUUAAAUCAAGGCGACAUUGUGCAAAUAGACGAAGCAGUUCAAAGGUACGAUUCCGAUACAAAUGAUACACUGGCUAUAGAUUUUGUCAAUUCAGGAGAAGCGAUUGGAGUGUUCGAACUCCACAAGGAUUUGAUAAUUCCAAAAACUAAUCAAAGGGAGGUUAUGGCUGAACAAGUGUAUAAGGAUAAGGCUACAUUGAAAGAGGUGAUGGAGAAUUAUGCUAUAGCUCAAAGGUUUCAAUUCCGGGUUGAUAGGUCUAAUGCUGUCAGCUAUGCAUUAUUAUGUAUUUCAGAAGAUUGUGAAUGGAGGUUUAAGGCUUCAAGCAUUAACAAAUCAGAACUAUUCAAAGUGAGAGAAUUCAUUGAUAACCAUACAUGUUCGCUGAAGGACAAGGUGUAUGAGCAGCGGCAGGCAAGUAGCAGCCUUAUAGGUGGUAUUAUAAGGUCUAAGCUUACUAAUCAUAAGAGAAAAUACACCCUAAAGGAUAUUAUUGAUGAUGUAAAAUCAGAUUUAGGUGUAGAUGUUAGCUACAUGUUGGCGUGGAGGGCUAAAGAAAAGGGGUUUGAUCAUUGUAGACCCAUUGUUGUUGUGGAUGGAAGUCACCUAAAAUCUUACUACACCAGGACAUUCAUUUCGGCAAGCACGUUGGAUGGUGCAUGUCAUAUAUUGCCACUAGCAUAUGGUGUUAUUGAUUCAGAGAACGAUGCUGCUUGGACGUGGUUCUUUAAGCAAUUCAAGAUAGCAUACGGUGACAGGGAAAACAUGUGCAUCGUUUCAGAUAGAAAUGAGAGUAUCAUUAAAUCUGUAUCGAGAGUGUAUCUAGAUGUACCGUAUUUUGCUUGUAUGUGGCAUCUAUGGAACAACGUAUAUAAGAAAUUCAAAAAGAGCCAUGCCAAGUUGAGCGAGAUAUACUCCUCGAUGGCAAAAGCAUACACACAAGCUGAAUUUGACAGUCUGAUGGAGAAGGUGGAGAAGGUAGAUAUUAGGGUGAAAGAAUACUUAGAGUUAGCUGGUUACGAAAAGUGGGCUAGGUUGUAUGCACCUGUUAACAGGGGAUGA